AUGCGCACAUGUUACGAUGGCAUACCAACAGGUGGCAUGGAUGGAUUCUGCCUUUGCGAUGCUGGAUUCACUGGGCCAUUCUGCGACGUACCUCUAAUCUGCGAAAACGGUGGCAAAGUUACUCACAAUCAAAACAAUGAGUGCGCUUGCCAAAUAGAAUACAGCGGUGAACGAUGUGAACAGUGUGCUAUAGCCCAUUCAUUGGAAAAUGGUCGAGGCAUACCUGAAGUACUGGAGUCAUCGCUGGUAGCGCAUACAGGCUCGCUGUCUUCGAAGCCAUUCGCAUGGCCAAUUGUACUCAUCGGUGGUGGAGCCGCAUUGGCAGCAGUACUACUGAUCACAAUGAUCACCUUGGCUGUGCGACGAUGGAACUCGAAGCCGUCCAGAGAGAACAGCGUGCAUGGCCCACUUGACGCUACUGAUGUUUAA
This is a messenger RNA of Cylicostephanus goldi, 429 nucleotides long. The record is from the annotation of a GenBank genome assembly. Lineage: Eukaryota; Metazoa; Nematoda; Chromadorea; Rhabditida; Strongylidae.